CUCGUGGACGAAACCCGCGCUGUCUUGUAUUUUUUUUCAAGCUUCUGGAGCAUCGCACAUCUCUGUCGAGUUCGAUGCCAUUUUUCCCGCUGCAACCCUCGAAUUUGUACUUGAGUUUUGUCACGAAAGUCAUCUGCGGACGGCGGAGGAGGAGGGGCGGGCGUUCACAAAUCGUUUCCGCAUUUUCUUUAAUUCUUGCUUUCGUUUGGUAGCUAGAAAGAGCAAUUGGAGCGUUUCUCUGGUGUGAGCGCCGGCGAGCAAGGGAGGGCACUGGCGAUCUUGUUUGCAAAGCGAUUGAGAGGAAUGCGUGCGUGCUCUUCAGGGUGCUAGACUCAGAGAACUUUCCUAGUAUGCUCCCAGGCGCUUGGGAGGAGAAUUUUGUUGAAGUUCUUAUGCGGAUACUGGUCCCAGGCAGAUUGGAGGCGCACUGUAGUGGCGGUGGUGGUGGUGGAGGUGUAGGUAUGUAGGCUUGGAAGUGGAAGAUUGGAAACUGUCAGCAGGUUUUUGGCGUUUAUCAUUGAACAGUUUGAGGUUCAAGCUAAAGGUGUUGGGAAGUUGUGGUAGUGACUAGACCUAGUUUAUGCUGAACCGUGGUGCAGUUCCCAUUGAGAGAAAAAAAGAAAAAAGAAAAAAGAAUCUCGUAGUGGUUGGGGUCUGGGUAGAGUAUCGGGCGAUAGAUUGCCGAGAAACCACAGGAAUUUUCUAGGUUCCUCAGGGUUCGGAGGUUAGAUGUGUUGGGAGGGAUAUUGAAAUAUCUAGACAUAAGAGAAUGUUCUUUGUAUAGAAAGUGGGCUUGAUAGGAAUUUCCUGCUUAGUGAGAAAUUGGAGCCGUAACAAUUGCUUCGGCAAAUCCUAAUUAUCGCACUCAGUACUCCAUUUUUGAUCCUCGAUGGAUUGUUGACUUGCAUCUACAGAUCAUUAGUAUUGAACCUACCAAACUGCAAUUUCGACUAGCGAAAUUUUGUGGUUCUUGAUUUCGUUUGUUGUAGUUGUCCAAGUUGCGUUCACGGAGGCCUACAGGGUCGUGAGAGUUUUCAGUUCUCAGUCCUCUGCGAUUGCUGGUACUUCGUAUUCGAGUUCACGUCAGUACUGCAUUGGCCAGGAUACGGAGCCUACUCCAGGAGCUUAGAGAGGUAAUAACAAACUUGGCAAGUUCCAUUGUCAAUCUGGCUCAUCCUGCACUUAGCUCUGGUACACGAAUGGCUAUGGCGAGGGAGAAACGAUCGCUUGAUAUAGAUGCUUUCACAGAGGGCAUGCCUGAAGAGAAACGUCCCCGACCUCAACUUGCCAGUGUAAUAGUGGAGGCAGUGAAAAUGGACAGCCUUCAAAAAUUAUGCUCUACUCUCGAGCCUCUACUUCGGCGAGUGGUUGGAGAGGAGGUUGAGCGCGCACUUGCAAAGUUCGUUCCACCCAAAGUCGGACUUCGGUCCUCACCUAAAAGAAUACAAGGUCCAGACCAGCAAAAUUUGCGCUUGCAAUUUAGGAACAAACUGGCCCUCCCCCUCUUCACUGGAAGUAAAGUUGAAGGGGAGCAUGGCUCUGCGAUUCAUGUGGUUUUACAACAUGCCAGCACUGGCCAAGUUGUCUCCACUGGUCCAGAAUCCUCAACUAAAUUAGACGUUGUAGUUUUAGAAGGAGAUUUCACAGCAGAAGACGAGGGCGAUUGGACUCAGGAAGAAUUUGAAAACUACGAGGUCCGGGAGCGAGAUGGAAAAAGGCCUCUUCUCACUGGAGAUCUCAGCGUUAUCCUGAAGGAUGGGGUGGGGACUUUGGGGGAUUUGACGUUUACAGAUAACUCCAGUUGGAUCCGCAGUCGCAAGUUUCGACUAGGCGUGAAAAUCUCAUCCACUUGUUCUGAGGGCGUUCGAAUUCGAGAAGCUAAGACAGAGGCCUUCACUGUUAAGGAUCAUCGUGGUGAACUUUACAAGAAGCACUAUCCACCAGCCUUGAAUGACGAGGUUUGGCGAUUGGACAAGAUUGGGAAAGACGGUGCUUUCCACAAGCGUCUAAAUCAAGCUCACGUUCAGACAGUCGAGGAUUUUUUGCGCUUGGUGGCCAUGGAUCCUCAAAGGCUGCGUAAUAUGUCUUUGAGACUUGUCCAGAUACUGGGAAAUGGAAUGUCGAACAAGAUGUGGGAGGGCACUGUGGAUCAUGCGAAGACUUGUGUUCUGAGUGGAAAGUUAUACGUUUACUAUGCGGAUGAGAAACAAAAUAUUGGCGUCAUAUUUAACAACAUUUUCCAGCUUAUGGGACUUAUUGCUGAUGGUUCAUAUAUGUCCGUGGAUUCCCUCUCUGACAGCGAGAAGGUGUACGUGGACAAACUGGUAAAGGUAGCUUAUGAGAACUGGGAGAAUGUGGUGGAGUACGAUGGAGAGGCUCUGAUUGGUUUAAAGAAUUAUCAAGCCAAAAAUUUGGGUACCCGCACUGAGGAUUCUCCUGGUGAUCCUAAAAUAUUCAAUACACACUCGCAAGGUAGUGCGGGUAGUGGAGGAUCAGGAUCUUUUUCAUAUGAUCAGGAACUACAGAGAAUGGCUUCACGAUCACUUUCUGGUUCUGUUAGCCAGCUACCAGACAACCAUAGCAUUACGGGACCCGUUCUGCAAAUGAACAGCAGCAUUGAUAGUCACCAUCAAACUUUCCUAGAAAAUCCUUCUGAUAAUGCACUGAUUGUAGUGGGGCACACCGGGCUAACUGGACUAGCUCUAGGUCCCCCACAGAGUAGCAUGACUGCCUCAAGUUCUGGCAUGACUGGCAUAGCCCCUCCCGUAUCCAUGAUGAACGUUUCUUCAGGUGCCAAUGAUUUGCAGCAGCUUGCUCGAUGGGAUUUUAAGCGGCAGGAGAGUUUUGGCCUGAGGUUUCCAGUUAAUGGUAAUUUGUUUGGUGAGGAGAUCACAGAGGAUGAGCUUCGUGCGCGAAGCAUGGAGCUUUUAGAGAACGAGGACAUGCACACGCAGAUGCAGCAGCUGCUGCGCAUGUGUAACGGACAGGUUGAGGACAUUCCGUCCACUCCAUAUGGCUCUAUUCCUGGAGAUGAUGCUUUUCCAUUUAUUGGAUAUCCUGGUGACGAAGCUGUUGGUGAGCACAAACCCCCCCGAGCCAAUGGCAAGGCCUACAUAGGGUGGUUGAAGUUGAAGGCCGCUUUACACUGGUGUAUCUUCAUUCGGAAACGGGCAGCUGCAAGGAGGGCUCAGCUGGAAGAGGUUGAUGAGGAGUCAUGACAUGAUUCACGUGUAGUUGGUAGGAUAGAUUUUUUUUCAAGGAAUUUGAUUCCCUUUUGUGGUCGUCGACUCGUUUCGCCUCUGAUUACUCCUUUCGUAUCACUUGGGGCCUUUCGGAUCACUUGCAAAUUGUUGUCUUUAGGGUUUUCAGGAUCAAGUUUGUAUAGAGAGGCGAUGCUGUAAAUACUAGUUACAGUAACACACAAGGGCCAUGUCUCUUCAGCCCCUGCGAGUACAUUAUUGAAAUUUGGAUGUGUUUUGGUGAUGCAGGAGGGCAUACACUCUUUUGCUUGUGUAGUUUAGUUUAGUUUAGUUUAGGUUAAUUAAGUCUUUUGGUUUCUGCGAAAACGAAAUCCGUUUCUCGGUGAUUCCUGCCGCAUGUGCGGCUGUUUAUAUUUGAUGCGUUUGACUAUGAGCUAUAUCUCCUCAGUGAA
Physcomitrium patens is the source of this 3652-nucleotide messenger RNA. NCBI's taxonomy places the organism in Eukaryota, Viridiplantae, Streptophyta, Bryopsida, Funariales, Funariaceae. The record is from RefSeq and is a predicted model, not a curated record.